CCUGACUGCAAAUGUCUAUUCUCAUAUCACCAGUUCCUGAUGCAUGUGUUAUUAGAUCCCUUGAAAGUUACCUUUGUUUUAACCAUCUAAUUCGGAAGUUCCAGAAGUCAGUAUAUAAAUUCGUCAGCUGUUCGCACAGUCUUCAUUACUGUAUUCCAAAAUACUCAGAAAAUGCAAAUAUUCGUAAAGACAUUGACAGGAAAGACAAUUACGUUGGAGGUUGAGCCUAGUGAUACUAUUGAGAAUGUGAAGGCGAAGAUUCAAGACAAAGAAGGUAUUCCUCCUGACCAACAGCGUUUGAUAUUCGCUGGCAAGCAGUUGGAAGAUGGACGUACUCUGUCUGACUACAACAUCCAGAAAGAGUCGACUCUGCAUCUUGUCCUUCGUCUACGUGGUGGAAUGCAAAUCUUUGUGAAGACGUUGACUGGUAAGACGAUCACGUUGGAGGUUGAGCCUAGUGAUACUAUUGAGAAUGUGAAGGCGAAGAUUCAAGACAAAGAAGGUAUUCCUCCUGACCAACAGCGUUUGAUAUUCGCUGGCAAGCAGUUGGAAGAUGGACGUACUCUGUCUGACUACAACAUCCAGAAAGAGUCGACUCUGCAUCUUGUCCUUCGUCUACGUGGUGGAAUGCAAAUCUUUGUGAAGACGUUGACUGGUAAGACGAUCACGUUGGAGGUUGAGCCUAGUGAUACUAUUGAGAAUGUGAAGGCGAAGAUUCAAGACAAAGAAGGUAUUCCUCCUGACCAACAGCGUUUGAUAUUCGCUGGCAAGCAGUUGGAAGAUGGACGUACUCUGUCUGACUACAACAUCCAGAAAGAGUCGACUCUGCAUCUUGUCCUUCGUCUACGUGGUGGAAUGCAAAUCUUUGUGAAGACGUUGACUGGUAAGACGAUCACGUUGGAGGUUGAGCCUAGUGAUACUAUUGAGAAUGUGAAGGCGAAGAUUCAAGACAAAGAAGGUAUUCCUCCUGACCAACAGCGUUUGAUAUUCGCUGGCAAGCAGUUGGAAGAUGGACGUACUCUGUCUGACUACAACAUCCAGAAAGAGUCGACUCUGCAUCUUGUCCUUCGUCUACGUGGUGGAAUGCAAAUCUUUGUGAAGACGUUGACUGGUAAGACGAUCACGUUGGAGGUUGAGCCUAGUGAUACUAUUGAGAAUGUGAAGGCGAAGAUUCAAGACAAAGAAGGUAUUCCUCCUGACCAACAGCGUUUGAUAUUCGCUGGCAAGCAGUUGGAAGAUGGACGUACUCUGUCUGACUACAACAUCCAGAAAGAGUCGACUCUGCAUCUUGUCCUUCGUCUACGUGGUGGAAUGCAAAUCUUUGUGAAGACGUUGACUGGUAAGACGAUCACGUUGGAGGUUGAGCCUAGUGAUACUAUUGAGAAUGUGAAGGCGAAGAUUCAAGACAAAGAAGGUAUUCCUCCUGACCAACAGCGUUUGAUAUUCGCUGGCAAGCAGUUGGAAGAUGGACGUACUCUGUCUGACUACAACAUCCAGAAAGAGUCGACUCUGCAUCUUGUCCUUCGUCUACGUGGUGGAAUGCAAAUCUUUGUGAAGACGUUGACUGGUAAGACGAUCACGUUGGAGGUUGAGCCUAGUGAUACUAUUGAGAAUGUGAAGGCGAAGAUUCAAGACAAAGAAGGUAUUCCUCCUGACCAACAGCGUUUGAUAUUCGCUGGCAAGCAGUUGGAAGAUGGACGUACUCUGUCUGACUACAACAUCCAGAAAGAGUCGACUCUGCAUCUUGUCCUUCGUCUACGUGGUGGAAUGCAAAUCUUUGUGAAGACGUUGACUGGUAAGACGAUCACGUUGGAGGUUGAGCCUAGUGAUACUAUUGAGAAUGUGAAGGCGAAGAUUCAAGACAAAGAAGGUAUUCCUCCUGACCAACAGCGUUUGAUAUUCGCUGGCAAGCAGUUGGAAGAUGGACGUACUCUGUCUGACUACAACAUCCAGAAAGAGUCGACUCUGCAUCUUGUCCUUCGUCUACGUGGUGGAAUGCAAAUCUUUGUGAAGACGUUGACUGGUAAGACGAUCACGUUGGAGGUUGAGCCUAGUGAUACUAUUGAGAAUGUGAAGGCGAAGAUUCAAGACAAAGAAGGUAUUCCUCCUGACCAACAGCGUUUGAUAUUCGCUGGCAAGCAGUUGGAAGAUGGACGUACUCUGUCUGACUACAACAUCCAGAAAGAGUCGACUCUGCAUCUUGUCCUUCGUCUACGUGGUGGAAUGCAAAUCUUUGUGAAGACGUUGACUGGUAAGACGAUCACGUUGGAGGUUGAGCCUAGUGAUACUAUUGAGAAUGUGAAGGCGAAGAUUCAAGACAAAGAAGGUAUUCCUCCUGACCAACAGCGUUUGAUAUUCGCUGGCAAGCAGUUGGAAGAUGGACGUACUCUGUCUGACUACAACAUCCAGAAAGAGUCAACCUUACAUCUUGUUCUGCGCCUACGUGGAGGCAUGUGAUUUCUGUUAAAGUAAAAUUAAAAAAUAAAUUUUAGUUUGAUUUUAUUUCUAAA
Messenger RNA from Schistosoma intercalatum, 2510 nucleotides. NCBI's taxonomy places the organism in Eukaryota, Metazoa, Platyhelminthes, Trematoda, Strigeidida, Schistosomatidae. The record is from the annotation of a GenBank genome assembly.